AUGGCUUACCGUUUUGCUCUAAGCUGUUUCCUUCUGGCUAGCGUUGGCAUCUGCACCGCGACUUUUGGUGGACAUGAACAUGUUCAUAUUCGAGUACAUAUACCUGAAGAGCAUCAUGACGAUCACGGCCACGGCGGCGGACAUGGCGGAGGUGGCGGCGGAGGUGGCGGCGGAGGCUACGGGGGUCACGGUGGAGGUUUAACUGAACACCUUCAUGGAGGCUUCGUAGACCAUCUGAAAGAGCAUGAUCAUGGAGGAGGCGGUGGCUACGGAGGUGGAUUUGGCGGUGGAUUUGGCGGUGGACACGGAGGCCGUGGAGGUGGCCAUGACUUCGGCGGCGGUCAUGAUUUCGGAGGCGGUCAUGACUUUGGCGGCGGCGGCGGCGGCGGCGGCGGUGGCGGCUACGGCGGAGGUCACGAUGGCGGAUUCGGAGGUGGUCAUGAUUUCGGCGGUGGUCACGGAGGCGGCGGUGAUUUUGGCGGUGGCCAUGGUGGACUUGAUAUCGGAGGAGGUCAUGACUCAGGAAGCCACGGCGGUUACGAUCUAGGUGGGGGCGGUGGACAUGGCGGUGGUUUUGGAGGUGGAUUUGGCGGAGGAUUUGGUGGAGGUCAUGGCGGCGGUCAUGGAGGAGGAUUUGGUGGACAUGACUCUGGAUUUGGGGGCGGUCACGGCGGCGGUUUUGGAGGACAUGACGAAGGUUAUGGCGGUGGUCACGGUGGAGGUUUCGGAGGAAACGAUGUUGGUCAUGGAGGAGGGGGAGGAUUUGGAGGACAUGACUCUGGAUUCGGUGGUGGACAUGGCGGUGGUUUCGGCGGAGGACAUGAUAUAGGUGGAGGGCAUGAUGCAGGGUUCGGCGGUGGUUUCGGCGGUGGCCAUGGGGGAGGUUUCGGUGGAUAUGAAGGCGGUCAUGACGACCACGGUGGCGGAUCUAGCCAUGGGUUCUCCGGUGGCGACAGUUACGCAUCAGCUUUGUCCGGGGGUCACGGAUCCGGUGGAUUCGGUGACGGAGGCCACGGAGGAGGACUUGGAGGAGGCCAUGGCGGAGCACUUGGAGGAGGUCAUGGCGGAGGACUUGGAGGAGGCCACGUGGAUACAUAUGCCGUAGUUAGUGUGGAAACACUCGGAGGAGGUGGAGGUGGCGGAGGUGGCGGCCAUGGAGGUUAUUCAGGAGGUGGAGGCGGAGGUGGGUACGGCGGUGGGCACGACCACGGAUCUGGAGGCUUCGGGGGUGGUCACGGAGAUAGCUAUAGCAUAGGCGGAGGCGGAGGUGGAGGUCAUGGCGGGUUCAGUCUAUCAGACCUGGGCCAUGGUGGACAUGGAGGAGGGUUUGGCGAUAGCUACACCAACGCUCUAGGGUCUGGCCACGGUGGAGGUCCCUACCACAAAAGAAAAUGA
Pararge aegeria (speckled wood butterfly) is the source of this 1395-nucleotide messenger RNA. Its product is annotated as glycine-rich cell wall structural protein-like. The transcript is spliced from 3 exons. Lineage: Eukaryota; Metazoa; Arthropoda; Insecta; Lepidoptera; Nymphalidae. The record is from RefSeq and is a predicted model, not a curated record. Bases 1 to 1395 code for a protein of 464 amino acids.